GGCAGUCAUCCACCACUCCAUACAUCAGCCCCCAACGAUCAUUUUGCUGAUAUCGUGAUUGUGCCAUCUCUUAAUCACAGAUAUCAGCUAUUCGCCUCUCCGUCACGUCCUCCGUUGCAACAUGGCCAGCCCGACAGGUGUGAAACGCAAUGCCAAUCAUCUGACAGCCCCGGCAGUCGACUCGAAGAAACCCAAGGGUAAUGGCAGCAUCACAUCAUUCUUUGGUCCCCCGAAGACCAAAGUCAAGACGGCUGAACCCAACUCGUCAACAGUACCUCCGCGUCCGUCGACUUUCAAUAAGCAGAAAUGGGUCGCGUCGUUAACUCCGGAACAAGCGGAGCUCCUUCAGCUCGAGAUUGAUACCUUGGAUGAUAGCUGGUUGGCACAACUAAAAGACGAACUGGUCACGCCAGAGUUUCUUGCGUUGAAGCAGUUUCUCCGGAAAGAAAAACAGUCGGGGGUCAAAGUCUUCCCACCUGAAAACGAGAUCUAUUCCUGGUCCCGUCAUACACCUCUACACAAAGUGAAAGCAGUCAUAAUUGGACAAGAUCCCUACCACAACCACAACCAGGCUCACGGCCUGGCGUUCUCUGUUCGGCCUCCCACUCCGGCCCCCCCAUCUCUCGUCAAUAUCUACACAGGAAUAAAGAAUGAUUAUCCUUCCUUCCAACGGCCGCCGAACAAAGGUGGCUUGCUAACCCCGUGGGCGGAACGUGGAGUCCUAAUGCUUAAUACCUGCUUGACGGUUCGCGCGCACCAGGCUGCCAGCCAUGCCAACAAAGGGUGGGAGCGGCUCACUCAAAAAGCCAUCGACCUAGUAGCACGGGUGCGAACCCACGGGGUUGUGUUCCUUGCGUGGGGAAACCCAGCAGGCAAGCGUGUGUCGGGCAUCAACCGACAGAAGCAUUGCGUGCUACAAUCGGUCCAUCCCAGUCCGUUGAGCGCAUCCAGGGGCUUUUUCGUCAACCAACACUUCAAGAGAUGCAACGAGUGGCUGGCCGAACGGUAUGGAGCCGACGAAGUCAUUGAUUGGAGCUUGACGUCGAAUGUUAGGACGACCUCUCCUUUUGUCGAAAUUCAGAGCCCCUCUGUCGCCAUUGAUAACAAGACAAAAAGACUUACAGCGAAAGAAUCUGCGCCCAUGUCAUCGGAGGAGCCGGAAAGCGAUGCACCACAACUGACCAACCCUCUAGCGGCUGACGAGUUUGAAGAUGAUGUCGACGCCUUGGAGGCUCUAGCAGCAGCGGAGACAACUGAUUGAGGGGUGGGGAUAAUAUCGUGUUGUCCUCGAGUGCUGCAGGCUAUGCAGGUGGUACAUAUUUCCUUUAGUAUCUGGUAUUUGUCAUUUCGUUGGGCGGAAUUGACGUAGCCUAUCCUUACGAAUGUAGUUAAUAGUUUCCCCUCGGAGAAGGCAAAGAGCCCGUCUAAAAAAUUUACUACCUUUUAACUACCGGUGGUUU
Messenger RNA from Aspergillus steynii IBT 23096, 1460 nucleotides. Its product is annotated as uracil-DNA glycosylase. Gene Ontology annotation, cellular component: mitochondrion; nucleus. Gene Ontology annotation, biological process: base-excision repair; base-excision repair, AP site formation via deaminated base removal. The transcript is spliced from 3 exons. Gene Ontology annotation, molecular function: uracil DNA N-glycosylase activity. The coding region runs from base 122 to 1261 and encodes 379 amino acids. Lineage: Eukaryota; Fungi; Ascomycota; Eurotiomycetes; Eurotiales; Aspergillaceae. The record is from RefSeq and is a predicted model, not a curated record.